AUGGCUGCGCUGCUGAGCACCUACCCCUGGCCCGAGCGGCUGGAGGGGGACGCGGCCGAGGGGCUGCCGCCGGGGCCGCCCCCCCGGUGUCCGCCGGGGGAGAAGGGCUCCGAGAGCCGUAUCCGCCGGCCCAUGAACGCUUUCAUGGUGUGGGCGAAGGACGAGAGGAAGCGUCUGGCCGUGCAAAACCCCGACCUGCACAACGCGGAGCUCAGCAAGAUGCUCGGCAAAUCCUGGAAGGCUCUGAGCCUCUCGCAGAAGCGUCCCUACGUGGAGGAGGCCGAGCGGCUGCGAGUGAAGCACAUGCAAGAUUAUCCCAACUACAAAUACCGGCCCCGGCGGAAGAAGCAGGUCAAGCGGAUCUGCAAGCGGGUGGACCCCGGUUUUUUGCUGGGCAGCCUGACUCGGGAUCAAAACGCGGUGCCGGAGAAGCGGACCUGCGGCCGGGCCGGGGGGGAGAAAGAGGGGCCGGGUGAGUACCCGCCUCGCCCGGGGCUGCCGGCCGCCCGGGGAUACCGAGAGGCCCCAGGCAGCAGCAGCAGCAGCACCAGCGUGGACACCUACCCCUACGGGCUGCCCACCCCCCCAGAGAUGUCUCCGCUGGACGCCAUAGACCCCGAGCAGAGCUUCUUCUCCUCGCCCUGUCCUGACGAGCAUCACCGCUCCCACCUCGCCGGAGCCCCCUACUCCCCAGAGUACACUGGCAGCUCCCUCCCGUGCAACCACCACCCUCUCAGCCCCAUGCCACAGCCGGCCACCUGCAUGAUCCCCCCGGCCUCCAGCUGCCCUCCCCUUCCUCCUCCUCCUCCUCCCAGCUACUACACGCCUGCCUUCCCCUCCCUGCACCCCCCCAGCCUCCAUGCCCACCUGGGCCAGCUCUCCCCACCGCCCGACCACCACAGCUUUGACACCUUGGACCAGCUGAGCCAAGCCGAGCUCCUGGGGGAGAUGGACCGCAACGAGUUCGACCAGUAUCUCAACAACCCCGGCCACGGCGACCACCACGGCGGGGUCCUGGUGAACGGACACGUCCCGGCGGCCGGCGGCUCCCACACCUCCGAGACCAGCCUCAUCUCUGUCCUUGCCGAUGCCACGGCCACCUACUACAAUAACUACAGCGUCUCCUAGAACCCUGGCCGGGGCCGCCUGGACCGGCCGAGGAAGGACCCAACACAGUAUUAUGAGGCGUUGCUCCCUGGGGACAUCGCUCGCCGCCCCUCAGGGUGACCGAGUCCGAACCGCGAGGGCCGUGGAGUCUCCUGGGUGGCGUAGGUAAAGGAUUUCCGUUGUCAGCUCACCACCGGUGCAAGGCCUCGGGUGCCUUGCUCCGAAUGGGGCUGCGGGGGGGGAUUUCCCAAUGCCAAAGCCCUUUGGCCAAGCCCCUCUUCCAAAGCAGAGAUGCUCCUGGGAGCACGGGAAGGCUGCCCCCCCAUUCCGGGGUGCCCCCAGCUCUGUGUUGGAGUCAGGACGGCAGCAUCCUGCAAACGGCAGGUUUGAAGUCCUGGCAGGGGAGAAGACUCCCUGGAAGAGGAAAAGGCAGGGAUGGGGGGAAAAGGGAAGAUUUUGGUAAAGGGGCGCACAGUCUGAAAGCCGUUCUCGGCUCCUGGUAUCGGCGUUGCUGCAGCCGCCCUGACCUGCCUGACCGCACGGGCCAGGGUUAAACCUGCCCUGUCCCCCUGCCCCCAGACCACGAGUUGGGGGCUUCGGGACACCAGGGAUGCU
This is a messenger RNA of Gavia stellata (red-throated loon), 1722 nucleotides long. It is a transcript of the gene SOX7, whose product is annotated as SRY-box transcription factor 7. Gene Ontology annotation, biological process: cell differentiation; anatomical structure morphogenesis; regulation of DNA-templated transcription. Lineage: Eukaryota; Metazoa; Chordata; Aves; Gaviiformes; Gaviidae. The record is from RefSeq and is a predicted model, not a curated record. Gene Ontology annotation, molecular function: DNA-binding transcription factor activity, RNA polymerase II-specific; RNA polymerase II cis-regulatory region sequence-specific DNA binding. The transcript is spliced from 2 exons. The coding region runs from base 1 to 1128 and encodes 375 amino acids.